GUCUAAUUCUUAAUUUACAUCUGUGUCUUGAAACUGAGUUCUUUUAGUAGUAUAAUGUUCUUGCAGACAUAGUUUUCUAUUGUCUUUUUUCCUCCCACAGAGAUUCUCUUCCGUAUGGUUUUCUGCCUGGAUCUACUCAGGGAAUGAGUGAGGAAUGUGUGAUGAAAGAGGGCAGCUAUUUGUAGGACCUGUUCAUAUCUUUGAAUAAAGGAAGGUAUUUAAGGAAUAAAGUGAAAAUUGUAGGAAGAAAAAAGGUGGCCUUCUGUUUGAAGCAACUGGGUUUGAUGUUUUUAUUUAUGUCAUGAGUUCCACUUUAUAGAAGUUUUCCUUGCUUGGAUUGUGCUUCCCUCAGAUUAUGAGUGGAAGUUUUUAGUCAGAGGAGCAGACGUGCAGAACACUCACAGCUGUAGCUGGAGUCUGCCUUGAACAGAUAAUUCUGAAAAGUCAGGCUGUGAAGCAUUUUUGCACAUUUCAAGAGGAGAGUUUGUAAUUAACUGGCCUUCUUGGCGUUAAUCUCUUGGCCUCAGUAAAUCUCUUGGUCUUCAUUCUGUUGGUGAGGGACAUGGGCCACUCCACUGCAGCACUGUGAAAACAGUUCAGUGUCACAAUAGUGAACACCUUGAAAAGGUGAUUACAAAGUCAGUUUUCAGAUUGAGCUCUGGGUCUAAGCAUGUGACUGUAUUGAACAAAGAGGAUAGAAUAAAACUUUGAAUCAGUGCUCAGUCACUGGCAAUGAGAAACACCUUGUAUGAAACAUCAUGUGAAUAGGUAAUUAAAAACGAUAUGUUAAAAUGCGUGAGCAGUCUGACAAAGCUAGGCAUACAGCCCCAGCUGCUUCAGUUCAUAUAUUUUGAGCCCUCUGCUUUAGACAUCUAAAGUUCUGUUCCGUGAUUUUUUUGCGGAAUAGCCAGGUUAAGAAGAGUUCUCUUAGUAAACGUGUCUAGAAGCUUCUUAAGUCAGGUAUUUCAGCAGCUUUCAAGUCCUUGCUGUAACUUGAAACUGGAUUUAGACCUAGGAUUAAGCAUGCCAUUUCCUUGGCUUUAAGCUGUUAAUUACAAAGCAGAUCUGUCUGAAAUGUGUUGCGCUCUUGGAAGAUGUCUUUGCAGCAGAAAAAUACGCACAUUCCUUCUGUGCUGAGCAUCCUGACAGAGAAACUCCGUAUCUUGUUUACUCUGAUCACCUUCAUUCCUUCAUCCUACUUAUUGAGCUACAAAGGAUUCAGGGAAUGGGAGAAGAGGAACGUGUCUUGUUCCACUUUUCCUCCUGAGUGUUUUUCUCCAGUGGCUGAAUUUAAACAUUAAAAUAAAACAUAAAAACAUCAAAUACUGUCCUGGUUUCUAAGCCAUUUUAUGCCUGGUUUUGAGGGGAGAAAGCAAGAUUUAAAAGUGCUUUCCCUCAAGCAGUAACCAUGCAGCUUUAGUAAGGGAAAACCUAUGUGUGCCAAAGGAGUUAGAGAUGCAGAAAGGAAUGGAGGAAGAAGAAGGAAGAAAACAGUGGUUUGUGGUUAAAAGAUAGAAUGUGCAUGAGAAGAGUUUGUGCUUGCUCAAGCUGGAGUUAUUGUGCUUGGCUCAGUGUUGGCCCUCCUACGAGGUUAGAAAUACUGUUGUGGAGGCUUUGAGGGGCAGAGGGGUCAUUAACACAGGUUUUCCAGAAGAUGGGAUGCAAACCCUGAGUUUUCUUGAUGCUUGGAAGUUUCAAGAGGAUUGUAGAGUUGUUUUGUGGAAGACACUGUUGAAGCACACAUACUCAGAUAACAGUCCCAAAUCAAGAUUCUGUUUGUAUGUGAACGUGCCAUGAGUGUAGGGAUUGUCUUUAUUGUAGGGAGAGCUGCUGUGCAACCACCUGUGUUUUCUGCCAUCAGUGCUUCCCUGUUUACCCACCUAAUGGGUGCCAGAAUACAGUACUUGUACUUAGUGACAACACAUGAAUGAUCUUCUGUGGCAACAUACUAACCGUGUACCUCCCCUCAACAACAACUGUUUCCAUCUUCCCUGAGGAACUAAAGCUAGCAUUUCGUUUAAAUUAGAUCUAAACAUUUGGGAGAGUCAUGAGCAGCUGGAGUAGCAGGUAACCUUGAUGAGCUGGAAAGGCAGAAGGAUGUCACACACCGGGCUGCUCAGACAGCUGCAUUGUAUUAUGUAAUUCUGCUACCUUGGAGGCUGCUAGUCAGGACUUGUUCUGUGACAGGCACUAGGACAUGCCUGCCUUGGCGCGGAGGGUGAUGGAGACAGCAGGCUUAGAUGAGGAGACCUCAGCUAGUAAGUUAACGUGGUACUAUGUAGUCAAUUUACCUUGGGUUUUUCCCCUUUUUGUGCCAGUUAGGGAGGCAUUGAGUUUCCUUUGUUCCUUCUAUUUGCAUUUGUCAGUAGGCACUUAAGCCAGCAUAAGCACAGAGCAACAGAAGCAGCGCAUGUCCUCAUGGAAGUCAUCUUCUUUCUCCUACAACUGACAUGGGAAUGUCCUUUCAUUCCUUGAUAACAUUAGCCAACCUAGUAAAAUAGGAUUGUUCUUUUGGAAUAGCUACAUCUACCUGGAUUUUCCUCUGUAUGGAUUUAUCAAAUGAGGGUAUGAUGAGUAUCAUCAUCUUAAAGCUCUCAGAGGACAUGGGUGUGAUGUCGGAAAUUGCUGUAGGCAAACCCUUGAUUCCUUCCCAGACCUGGCUGUGUUCCAAUUUCCCCAGCAGUUCUUUUAUCUCUUGCAUUCCCUACCUUCAUUACUUUUAUCCCCUCCCCAGUGUAGCAUGCAGCCAUACUCCCUGUCCCUGCCUCUACAGUUUCUCACAUCAUUCUUCAGAAAUGCAAGUCUCUUAAUAAAUCGUUUCUCUACUUGUCACUGUCUUACUGUAGUUAUGCCUUUCACCUUACUGAGAUUUGGAUUAGUUACACCUGUGAUGCACCACAUGAUCUAUGGAAAAUUACAAAAGAUUUUACGCAGGGGAGAGAAUCUGGUGAUUCAUAGGUAUCAUUUGUUAUUGUGUGAAAACUACUUGCACAACCCACACUGAGCUGAUACAUUUAAUGACCAAUUCAUUUAAAAUUGAUUUUAUUGUUGGCUGAUAUUUUUAUUGGAGCUGAUACAAGAUUGCUUUACAUGGCAAAGCAUGCUAUGUUUUCGCUGUAGUUCUUCGCUUACCCAAGUGCAAAUCCGAUGUCAUUGUUUUUUCCAAACAGCCCUGUGGUCUCUUUGGUGGUUGUCCCUGCCUUUGGAGGUCUGUGGCAGGCUGCAAAUGUCAAGAGUGUUGUGAGUCUCGCUUGUUGUGCCAGUCUUCUAAGACUUUCAAACUUUUCAAAUCAAGGUUGAUCUUUUAACAAUAACAAUCUCUUUUCUGAGACUUAACAACAUUGCCUGCUAUCUUGGCUGUGGAUGCUGUAGCAUUUGAGCUACAAGAAGACAACAAAAAGAGCCCUUCCUUCCUGAGAAAUGGGCCCACACUUUGGCAGAGUAUCGGGUUUCCAUGGCUAACUGUCGCUGAUGGUGACUGUCACUGCUGACUGGUGCCCAUUUCUUCGGACAGUGUUUGAAGUAGAUGUGCUUGGGUGGACUGGUGUGCAGGGCAUUGGCCCAAAGCUUGGGAUAUGUGAUGUGGCCAGAGAAUUCCUGGGCGGCUGUGGCUAAAUCAGUCUGCCAUGCACCUGAGCGCCCUCUUAAAACUGUAGGUAGGGUUAUCCCUUACCAAGGUGUUGUGAGGAUAAUGAUACAGGUUAGGUUUUAUUGCAUCAGGGCUGAACCAUCUCUGAAUAGAGGGAAAGGGAUAUAUUGUGCUCAAGCACCAAUUUCAGUAAACUCUGUCGGAAGGUGAUUGAUUACUUGAGAAUGCAGGACAGAGUAGAAGCAGGAAUUUCGAGGGGUGAUACACUUUGAAAGGAGGGAUAUAAGAGACACCCUGCCCCCUAAUGAGGGAACAAGGGAGCUCCUGAAGAUAGCUGCAAGCCAGUUGUCCUGAUGUGUGCUUCAAGUGCUACAAAAUUAUGAGAAUCGUGGAGUACUGAAAAGUCCGAUGUGCUUCCCCAUCAAGAUCCCAGCCAGAUGGCUGUCUUGGGGGGCAAAGAACUUAGCCUCUCACUGUGGCCAUCCCUGGCACAAGCAGGAAUUUUUUAAAUUGCCUUUAGCAAUGUGGUGUCUAAAGUGUUUACUGAAAUCUAAGUUGUUCAAUAAAGCAACUGUGGUUAUGUUUCAAAAUGUAUUUUCCAAUUUUUUAAUAAAAUAUAAACAUGUAUCUAAACAUGGUGAGUGAACAGAUGUCUUGGGAAAGGCACUGUGUGUUUGGAUGGUGCUUGGUGCUAUUGAUCUGUUUUUAGGACUUUGGGCAGCAGAAAUCCAUUGUUUGGCACAGCACAGACAUGCUGCAGAGGAUUGAAGUACAAUUGAAAUUACCAGGCUGUGUAGGCUUGCUCUCUGCAUUUGUGUGUCACAGUUAACAUCUGAGUUAAGUAGAUGAAGUUUAAAUAUCAGUUACCUGCACCUGACACCCCACGUGUGUUUCUAAAAAGAAGUAAAUAAAAGAAUAAUUCUUGGAGAGAAAAAAAGUGAUACUGGGUUCUGACUUUUGGAGAGAGAGUGUGUGAUUCUUAAGGGAGAACACGGCAUGGUUAUGGAUGCCUGUGGAAGAAUGAACAGGGAAAAGAAUGUCAAAGAAAGAGGAGAAUAUAAGAGACAAAAGAACAAUGGGCUUAGUGAAGGAAUAACAUUUGAGGAAAGAUGAAGGUAGGUAGAGAAACAUAAGCUUGUGACUAAAUUAAAACAAAGUAAGAAGAGGAAGGGGUGAAAAAAAAUUCACUGUGAGUUAUUUACAGGAUAAUACCAUGAGAGGAGUCAGUAGGGCUGCACAAGGCUUCUGUAUGGAUCUGUGCAGUGAGUCCAUUAGGAAAAGCAUUGCCAGUGGGUCGAGGGAGGGAUCCUGCCCAUCUACUCAGGCCUGGUGAGGCACAUCUGGAGUGCUGUGUCCUGUUCUGGGCUCCUCAUUAAAGAGAGACAUGGAGCUCCUGGAGCGUGUCCAGCAGAGGCGAAUGAGGAUGAUUUGGAGACUGAAGCGUCUUUCUCAUGAGGAAAGGCUGAGGCAGCGGGACCUGUUUGGCCUUUAGAAGAGAUGUCUGAGAGGGGGCUCAUCAAUGUCUAUAAGUAUCUGCAGGAAGGAUGUUGAGGAUGGAUCCAGGCUCUUCCCAGUGCUGUCAACCACUAGGACACAGGGCAAUGGGCAGAAACUGAUGCACAGGACGUUCCACCUGAACAUGAGGAAGAAUUUAUUUAAUAUGUGGGUGACAAAGCAAUAGAAGAGAUUCCCCACUAAGGUUGUGGUGUCUCCCUCUCUGGGCAUAGUCCAGAACUGCCUGGAGGCAGUCCUGUGCCAUGUGCUCUGGGAUGACCCUGCUUGAGCAGGGAGGUUGGACCAGAUGACCCACUGUGGUCUCUUCCAGGCUUACCCAUUCUGAGGCACAGUUGCAGUAAUGCCAGCCCAUGCUUUGGGCCAAGCUGCUGACCUUGCUAACAUUUUAUUUCCUGUAUAUUUUCACCAUCCUCCUAUUCCUCUCUUGCUGCUUGUGCCAUUUGUUUGGAAAGAGAUCCUUGCUUUUCCUUAUUUUUCUGUCGUUGCAUAUCAUCACUUUUCUCUAGUGAUCAAAGAUGCCUCUAGGGUAUUUUUUCUCUACAAUUAUUAGUUUCAUAAUCUGAGAAUUACGUGGGUAUUUUAUGAUAGAUAGUAUUUAGUCAUUAUAAUUGUAGGUGAAUCUUACUAAGAUGAAAGAACAAAAUUAAUUGUAGAGGGAAAAAGGAGAAGAACAGGAGGAAAUGAAAUUACAUAAAUAGCAUGAAUGUUUUUAGAAAUGGGGAGGAAAGGUGUUGUGGUAGAAAUAAGGGAAUGGAGACUCAAAUCUAGAUUUUUUUGUUUUUUAAUGGGACUCAGAGAGUGAUAAUGUCUGAUAGCCAGCACAGCACAGGUCAAGCAAUUUCAGCACAUGUUCUGGCACCUGUGAUAAAUUCUGUGAUGCAGGGAAUCACUUCUGUUUAAAACUAUACAAGAGCUUUGGAGUUAAUCUGCAGAUCAUAGAAAACAUCCCCACAGCUAGAUUAAGUUAUGUACCAUACAAAUAGUUUGCUGCUCAGCUAUAACUUGCUUAUCUGCAGCUUUAUCUUGUUAUGCUUUUUGUUAUUGCCAGAUUCUUUCUGAAUCAUAAUUUGUAAUGGUCUGCUCAGCUUCCUUCCACAUUCAGUUGAACAGGUAAAGUAUCUUUGUAGCAGUUCUGAUUAUAAAGUCACUGUACUGUCACUUGUUUCAUUUUCUCUGUUUAUUGACAAAGCAGUGGCAGAACAUUUGUCCAAUAAUAGAUUUGCAGAGUGAAAUAUUUUGCUGUUGUUUUAGGAAAUAAUUUUGCUGAUUUUAGCAGGGAAGGAAUUCAACUGACAGGGUUUGUCUCAUCAGCCCCAGUGGAAGCCUGCCCAGCUAAUGAGCCUCUGAAAGAUCAUGGCUCAGAUGUGCAUAAAUGAUCCACCCAUGGUGCAUUUGCUCAGCCAGAACCAGAGACAGGUGACAGCUCCCCCCACCCUCUGAGAGCUGCCCAGAGCAGACGGCUCUGCACACCUGGCGGCAGGAAACGGGGCAGGGGAGGCACUGGCCUGGUUGAGGCGCUGGGGGCCAGCACGGAGGGGAGCAGGCUCUGGGGAGAGAGGGGCUCUCAAAGGUGGUGGGCACAUAGAGGCUAAAGAAAGACAGACAGAUGCUGUCCAGACAAUGGCAUGUGCUGGCAUCAGUGGUGGUGGCAGAUUUUUCCAGUGAUGGCUUUAAAAACUAGAGCACAGUUCCUUUCAGGUUGUGCAGCAUAAUCCAACUCCUGCUUGCAUUUCUCCUGGUGCAAGAACAUCGCUGUGAAAUGUGACUGUAACCUCACAUGGGGUUGUUCUGCCCACACAGGAGUAUCCUACUGGUUUUUGUGCUGGCUCAGGUGCUUGCUCUAUCUGAAGGUUUCUAGCCCUGCUGAGGGAAAGCUGACAGUACCUGGUGGAAUUUGUGCUUUUACCAUCUGUAAGAGAAAAAGAAAUUACAUUAAUCUUUUCUAAAAACCACAAGUCCAGAAUUUAGAAGCUGUGAUCUUCCAGGAUUAAUAAACUCAAUAUAAAUUUGACAUAUUGUGUGCAGUGCAGGAAGAGCUUUGUUUUCCUCUAGAGGAUACCUGUCUUGUCUUCUGCAGCAGAUGCUUUGGAAAGGAAUGAAAAGCAGCUUGCUGCAGAAUGACCCAUGUUUCAUUUGCUGUAUAAAUUGAAAGAUUUAGAGUUGAUGAGGCUGGGGAUUGCAGGAAGGAAAAAAGCAUGGUCUCUAGAUUCCCAAACUGGAUUUCAUCCCUGCCGUAAGCUCCCUCUAUAAGCAAUAAUUAUUCUCAGCAUUGUGUCCCCGUCGUGUUGAGAUGCUUUUUUGAACCAUAGGCAUGUAAUCCAGUAGUCAGCUGCUUAAACCUUGUGUGAAGUCUGUCAUGCUGAACAAACAUAGAAGUAUCAAAUUCAGGAUGUGCCAACAGACUUAAUUUUGCCACUUAGUAAUUUUUCAGAAUUUGAAUUUGCGCUUUUAACUGUCCUUGAAUGCAGAGGGGUGAUGCGUAUGUGCUGUGGAUUAUGUAUCUGGAUGCUUAAGGACACCUACUAUCUGAGCAUUUCUCAGGUAUUGAGAACCUGCCAUUUGAAUUACAGAGAAACUUCCAACUCAUGCGAGAUCUGGAUCAGAGGACAGAAGACCUCAAGUCAGAGAUUGAUAAGUUGGCCACGGAGUAUAUCAGCAAUGCACGGACUUUGUCUUCAGAGGAAAAACUGGGGCUUCUCAAGCAAAUCCAGGAAGCCUAUGGAAAGUGCAAGGAAUUUGGGGAUGACAAGGUUCAGCUGGCUAUGCAGACCUACGAGAUGGUCGAUAAGCACAUUCGGCGGCUGGACACAGACCUCGCUCGCUUUGAAGCAGACCUGAAGGAGAAGCAGAUAGAGUCGAGUGACUAUGACAGUUCUUCCAGCAAGGGCAAGAAGAAGGGCCGAGCCCAGAAAGAGAAAAAAGCUGCCCGUGCUCGCUCUAAAGGGAAAAACUCUGAUGAGGAAGCACCAAAAACUGCCCAAAAGAAAUUGAAGCUUGUCCGCACUAGCACAGAGUAUGGGAUGCCUUCAGUCACCUUUGGAAAUGUUCACCCCUCGGAUGUACUGGAUAUGCCCGUGGACCCCAAUGAGCCCACUUACUGCCUCUGCCACCAGGUCUCCUAUGGGGAGAUGAUUGGCUGUGACAACCCAGAUUGUUCCAUUGAAUGGUUUCAUUUUGCCUGUGUGGGUCUGACAACAAAGCCAAGAGGAAAAUGGUUCUGCCCUCGCUGUUCCCAGGAGAGGAAGAAGAAGUAAAUUCACAUGAGACCUCAGUAAUGCUGCAGGAGCUCUCUUCCCCCUGCCAGGGCCUUGUCCCAGUUUCCCCCAGCCCUUGGGGCCUUGGCUGAAGGGAAGUCUUGCCCUGUUUGUGGUUUGGGCCAUCCCUGGAAUGGUGUGUACCCUCAUGGUGGUUCCUGUGUCUUCUGUAUCCCUGGUUGCUUCUGAGUCCUUAAGGGAGGCCCUCUCUGUGUACUAUUCCAAACAGGUCUCUGAACCUCAAAGGGAAUGAAUGAGGGCACCAGGGUAACCACCAGAUUCCCAGGGAUUCAGGUAGCCCCUGAUUUUCCUUUUCUUCAGCCUCCUCAGAGUUCAUUGCCUAUUCUCUGCUUAGAGAACAAGGCUAUGGGAUGGGGGAAGGGAAGGAAAGGAGGUAAGUCUUCAGCAUUUUAGGUCUUUCAUUUUCCUCGAUCUUUUUCAGGAGAGAGGGAGUAACCAGGCUACUUCUUAAUCUAGUGGGCUGGUUGAGAGACUGAAAACCUGAUGUACUCCCUGUCUUUAACCAUUCCACUGCUGACAUUGAGCAGCCUCUUUUGUUGGGGAGAGGAGGGGGCAGAGGGAGUGUUUAGAGCUAGCUUUGUCUCUCUUAUUCCUGGGGUACACCUGCUGGUCUGGGAAGCACACUGUGUGAAGAAGGAAGAAUUUCUGACCACGUGGGGAGAAACGGCUUGGUCCAGUCUGUCUUCCGCCUUCAAAAUUCUGCCUUCCUCUUGUGUAGUGGUGCUUCUCCAUUAUGUUGAUGGUGGGAAGUUUGGGGAUUCAGAUCCCACUUGUAUAAUACAGAAUUAAAUAAAAUUCAUUGAAACCAA
Catharus ustulatus (Swainson's thrush) is the source of this 9188-nucleotide messenger RNA. It is a transcript of the gene ING4, whose product is annotated as inhibitor of growth family member 4. NCBI's taxonomy places the organism in Eukaryota, Metazoa, Chordata, Aves, Passeriformes, Turdidae. The transcript is spliced from 8 exons. Gene Ontology annotation, biological process: regulation of DNA-templated transcription; positive regulation of apoptotic process. Bases 7690 to 8358 code for a protein of 222 amino acids. The record is from RefSeq and is a predicted model, not a curated record. Gene Ontology annotation, cellular component: nucleus.